This is a messenger RNA of Didymodactylos carnosus, 483 nucleotides long. The record is from the annotation of a GenBank genome assembly. NCBI's taxonomy places the organism in Eukaryota, Metazoa, Rotifera, Eurotatoria, Philodinida, Philodinidae.
AUGUCUACGGCGCUUCAAGACAAAAGUAUUGAGGUCGAGAAGAGUUCAACCCUCUUCUCUCUCAUCGAACAACAUCAUUUGAGCGAAAAAUCGGUCGCUCGAAAAAGCGACCUUAGUAAGUUGUCGACCAAUGAGUUUGCAGCGUAUGGUGUGGAACAUUGUGCCGAAUUGGAAUACCGUGCAGAAUUGGCUCGUCGAAUUGCUGACACGUUUGAUAAAGCCGAUACGAUACUUAUGUUCGACAAUAUUAUCCCCUCCGGUCUUGACGGAUUAACAGGGGAUGACGUUUCGGAUUCCGAUCGAUCCCUGUUAUCCGCCUUAUGGUUGUCAAUUGGUUUUCGCCAUGGUGGGAAAGUUCUUAUCUAUGCACCGCCCAACCCAGUCGAAAUGAAAAGCUAUUUGAAACUGAAGAACAUUGUCGAACAACGGUUACAAAAGCAGGUUCCUAUUCAAAUCCUCCACGAGACGGAAAAAUGUAAGUGA